AUGGGGUACCACAUCGCAACCGCAAAUGAGUAUCUCGUCAUCACAGGUGCCGGUAUUGACGACCUGCGCAUCUGCAAAAAGGCAUUUGUGUAUCCGUGGCAGAAAGUGUGUAUUGCAUUCCCGCAUGUAUAUGUAUGUACAAUUGCAGCAGAAGCAUAUGCUAACGGGGAUGGGCUUCUCAUGCAGAUCUCGAGAAUAUCCGUCACGCCCUUUGACUUUUCGCUGAAUCUCCAAGCCAUGACAAUGGAGAAGCUACAGUUUGCUCUCCCAGCCGUUUUCACGAUUGGGCCGGACAACGAGAUUGAGGCUUUGAAAAAGUAUGCCCUGCUACUGUCCGGCAAGGCGGAUGGCCCUGAUCAGUCGAAGAGUGAAGUCAAUUAUCCGGCCGCACGUAACCAUGUGCAGGAUAUUGUCAAGGGUAUCAUCGAGGGUGAGACUCGCGUGAUUGUGUCUAGUAUGACCAUGGAAGAGAUCUUCAAGGAACGUCAGAUCUUCAAAGCAAAAGUUAUUGAAAACGUCCAAAAUGAGCUCCAGCAAUUCGGUCUACGAAUCUACAAUGCCAACGUCAAAGAACUACAAGACACCCCCGGAAGUGAAUACUUUGCUUUCCUCAGCCGAAAAGCCCACGAAGGCGCCCUCAACCAAGCCAAGAUCGAUGUUGCCGAAGCUCGCAUGCGUGGCGAGAUUGGCGAAGCCGAAAAGAAAGGCCGCACAAAGCAGGAAAUCUCCAAGAUUGAUGCCGAAACAGCCGUGCUCGAGACCAAACGCAAAGCCGAGAAGGCCAAGGCUGAUUCCGAGUUGACCAACCGCACAAUCGAACUGGAGCGGGAUACCAAAAUGGCCAGAAUCACGGCUCAGCGGACCACGGAAAUGAAAGAUGCUGAACUGCAAAAGUCGGUCGAGAGCAGGCGCGCCGAGACUGAGUUGGAACGUCUGCGUGCUACGGAUGUCACUAAGAGCAAGAUUGCGCGUGAGGCCGCGCAGGAAAAGGCCGAUGCCACCUUUUACACGGAGCAGAAGGCUGCUGAUGCUCUAUACUACAAACGAAAGACGGAAGCAGAUGCAUACUACUACCGCCAGAAACGUGAAGCCGAAGGUAUCAUGGAAACAGCUAAAGCCUACCGUGAAAUGGUCGACACGCUCGGCGGUCCACAGGGCUUCCUGCAACUCAAGAUGCUCGAAUCUGGCAUGUACGAGAAACUCGCCCAGGCCAAUGCCACCGCUGUCAACGGCAUGCAGCCCAAGAUCACUACUUGGAAUACGGGCCCCUCUGCUACUGGUGCCGCUGGUGAAGCAGAUGCCACCGCGCCUAUUAGAAAUAUCAUGCAAGCACUGCCACCGCUGCUGAGCACCAUCCACGAACAGACUGGCAUCGCGCCGCCCAGUUGGAUUGCGCAGAUGCCUGGUCCUGGAACUCAGAAUGGAGAUGGACAAGGGAAGGACCUCGUGACAACGAAGAAGGGCGCUGUCAAUGGUCACUGA
Talaromyces atroroseus is the source of this 1482-nucleotide messenger RNA. RefSeq lists its product as hypothetical. The coding region runs from base 1 to 1482 and encodes 493 amino acids. Gene Ontology annotation, biological process: protein localization to plasma membrane. The record is from RefSeq and is a predicted model, not a curated record. The transcript has 5 exons. Gene Ontology annotation, cellular component: plasma membrane. Lineage: Eukaryota; Fungi; Ascomycota; Eurotiomycetes; Eurotiales; Trichocomaceae.